AUGUCCACCAGUACAGACGGUGCAGCAGACCCCGAGUCCACGGAUGUCGCAUCGCUGGGGCGAUUGAUCCCUGUAACACUCGCCUUGUGCACUACUCUAUUUUGUGUUUCCUUGGACUCUACGAUCAUCGCCACGGCCAUUCCCAAGAUCACCACAUACUUUGAUUCACUCGACGAUGUAGCCUGGUAUGGCAGCUCCUACUUAUUUACCACCUGUGCGAUGCAGCUCAUUUUCGGCAAAUUAUACACUUUCUACCCCUCCAAGUGGGUGUUUUUGGCCGGGCUCCUUAUUUUCGAGAUCGGAUCGCUCAUUUGCGCCGUGGCACCUACUUCCAAUGCUCUUAUUAUUGGAAGAUGCAUUGCGGGAUUGGGAGGUGCUGGGCUAUUAGCUGGAUGCUUGAUCAUUGUCGCAACAGCCGUGCCACUGCGGAUUCGUCCGAUAUAUAUGGGACUGGUCUCUAGUAUGCAUGCGGUUGCUAGUGUUGCAGGACCACUAAUGGGAGGUGCAUUGACAGAUCACUUGUCUUGGAGAUGGUGCUUCUACAUCAAUCUUCCCUUUGGUGGCCUUGCCAUGGCUUUCAUUGUCAUUUUUCUCCCCUCGAAUGCAGAAGGCAUUCAGCGUCCGGAUUGGAAAGGGCAAUUGCGACAAUUCGAUCUGCCCGGUACAAUCUUCCUGAUCCCAUCAAUCAUUUGUCUCAUAUUUGCGUUGCAGUGGGGUGGAUCGCUCUAUUCCUGGGACAGCGCUCGAAUCAUCGCCUUAUUUGUGGUUUCCGGUGUGACCUUUGUGACAUUCCUAGGAAUCCAAGUGUGGCAGAAAGACCAAGCAACAAUACCUAUCCGCUUGAUGAAGAAUCGAAACGUGUGGGGGGCUGCUUGGUAUGGAAGCUGCAUUUCGUCGACAACUUUUGUCUUCACAUACUAUCUCCCAAUAUGGUUUCAAGCUAUCAAAGACAAAUCGGCUACCAAUUCUGGUAUUGCUAAUCUUCCAAGUUUGAUUAGCAUGGUCUUAUUUGCGAUCAUUGGAGGUAUCCUCGCUUCAGUGGUUGGAUACUACACGCCCUUUCUAUUGAUAUCUUCCGUGAUAACAUCUAUUGGUGCCGGUCUACUGAGCACUUUGAAAGUCGACUCGACGAUAGGCUAUUGGUUUGGCUACCAAGUACUUAUGUGUGCUGGAGUCGGUGUCGGUGCCCAGAAUGCCGUACUUGUCGCUUCUGUUGCUGUGGCACCCGCUGAUCUAGCCAUAACCACCUCGAUUCUGACCUUUGUUCAAACAUUAUCCAGCGCCAUAUUCCUUCCUAUCGGACAGAGUAUCUUCCAGAACCAGCUGUCGGCGAACAUGAUAUCGCUUUUACCUGAUGUUGACAUCGCUUUGAUCAUGCACAGUGGUGCAACGGGAUUCCGGGACUACUUGGAGCCCAAUCAAUUGUCACUGGCUUUGCAAGCGUACAACAAGGCGCUCUGUCAAACAUUCUAUGUUGGUGUGGCAACUGCGGCACUUUCGAUUUUGGGGCCAAUCUUCAUGGAAUGGCUAUCCUUGAAACCUCAAGUCAAGAUGGAGAAGGAAGGUGAUGAAUCUUCAGAAGACAGUAUUAAUGAGGCAGUCCAGAACAAGCCCGAUGCCAAACCUACAGAAAAGGCUUAA
Molecule: messenger RNA, 1641 nt
Organism: Penicillium olsonii
Lineage: Eukaryota; Fungi; Ascomycota; Eurotiomycetes; Eurotiales; Aspergillaceae
Source: the annotation of a GenBank genome assembly